AUGAGCAGCAGUUCAAAUGAAGAAUGCCCAUCUUGCCUCAACAAUGGCAAAUUUCAUCAACCAAGAAAUUUGCCUCUACUUGAGCAGGACCUUAACUUCCUUCCUUGUUCAGCUGCUGCAUCUGAAGGAUCUGAGAAUCAAAUGAAAGAAUCCUAUGAACCAGGUGGGGAAUUGCUGGUAAUUGCAGAAAAGAAAAAAAGGGCAACAAGUGAGCACAUUGCUGGAAUUACUUUAUCAGAUCUGGCUAAAUACUUCGAUCUUCCAAUUACAGAAGCUUCAAGAAACCUGAAUGUUGGGUUGACAGUACUGAAAAGGAAAUGCAGAGAAUUCGGGAUUCAUCGCUGGCCACACAGGAAGAUCAAGUCCAUUGAUGGUCUAAUCCGAGAUCUUCAGGAAGAAGCAAAGCAUAGAGAGGAAGAUCACAAAGCUUUGAUGGCAGUAACAAAGAGGCAAAGGAUGUUGCAGAGUGAAAGAGAGAGCAUAGAGAUGACACCAUUCAGAGAGCUAGAGACUGAGACCAGGAGAUUUAGGCAAGAUGUUUUCAGGAGAAGACAUAAAGCUAGAGCUCUAGAAAGUCAGGGCACAUCAGUUUAG
This is a messenger RNA of Momordica charantia (bitter melon), 594 nucleotides long. The record is from RefSeq and is a predicted model, not a curated record. NCBI's taxonomy places the organism in Eukaryota, Viridiplantae, Streptophyta, Magnoliopsida, Cucurbitales, Cucurbitaceae.